AUGAAUGUUUUCACGAUAAAAGAUAUUCCAGAUUUCUCCAAAAAAGAACGAAUUGUAGUAAUUGGUGUAAUUGGAAAAUCACCUUAUCGUUAUCCUAAUAAAGCUACUCCACUUUUGCCAAGUAUUAAAUGUGAAGAAAAUGGUAUUGAAUGUCAUUGGGAUGAACGAAGGAGUAUUUUAUUCCUGCAUGCCAUCACAUAUCUGGAUACGAGACAACUGACCUCACUGGUGGCCGAUCUAGACGAGAAUUCGAAGAGCACAGUUAAAGAUGCUGAUGCAGCACAUUGGUUGGUGGCAGCAGGAGAGCUAGCAAUAGAGUCAUGCAGAUUGAUGGCAUUAAUGUUCCACUUAUGUCACAUUGUUGUGCUCUCUCUGCCAACACCUGUGUUUGAUCUGGGCUACUUACAGAUUUUUGAAGCUAUUGAUGGCUACAGAAAUGAAUUAGCAGCUCAGACCAAAGCUGCCUUAAUAGAAGCCAAUGUCGGGGGCAACUGGGAGACCCAUGGCAGGCCGUGUUGCCCGCGCCUGCUUUUCCACUUCCGUAGGGCGCCAACACCUCUACGCAAGGCUCCCGCUGCAUUAAAACGACUUGAACACGCUGUUGAAGACCAGUUGUAUUUUAUGCUAAGAAAGACCAGGAUUAUCACUAAUGUUUGUGCCAAGUCGGUGUUUGCCAUCCCCAAAAAUGAAGAGUUUGUUUACAUAAACACGGAGGAAGAGGUGGGUUGCGCUCGUGACGUCAGUUUUCUAGUCCGAGGGCUUGUCCAGUUAUGUACAGGGGCAGAACCCGAGCCUCCCAGCGAGAGGCCUAACUUCCGACAGUUUCUGCAGGGACACAUUGAUUUAGCGUUUACAGAGGGCUUUGAUGACAACGUCGGGAAGUAUGCCAUGAGUACUUCUUUCUUUGAGUUGCCAAGUGCUGCAACAUGGCGAAAGGCAGCGCAAGCGCUCACGCCUGUAUACCUACAGAGUUCGAAGCCCAUUGAAGAAAAGGAACCUAGCGGAGCACUGUUUGACACAUUGGCCACUGACGUGCGCUUCUCACAGGCGAGGUGUGCUAAGGUUCUACCCAUAGCGCAAGCAUCUUACGCAGAGGGUUUACCACCAUAUUACUCAAGCCGGCAGCAUGCUCAUAAGGUGAGCGUGGCGACGUGCGAACUGGAGGCGAUGGCGCGCGGGCCGCUGCUGGGCGGGGCGCGCGCGCGGCUUAGAGCCGCGUGCGCCGCCGCCUGGCGCACGCGUCGCUUGUGCGAGGCGCUCUCGCUCACGCACCACCCCUGCCUCGAACCCGAACAUGACAGCAGUAAAGACCAUUCAUCGGGCAUACGCUACAUUAGUGCGUGCAACUGUGGGCGGAGCAAGUGCUCCCGCGAGGACCCGUACACGUUGAAACAAGCCAACUACGACUUCUACCAGCAGGCGGCCGAGGAGUGCGGCAUCUGCAACACUUUACAGUCCAUCGAGAUGCCGGUGUUCCAGCCUUCGACGCCUACCUUCAGGGCGGCUUCAGUGAAAGGAUUAAGGUGCGAAGAGCCGGGGGAAGGUGCAGAAGUUGCAGCGGAGGGCGGGUCAAUAGGAUCUGGUGCGUCGGCGGAAUGCGAGGGCUCAGCCUGGUCGCCGCACGCCUUGUCGCCGGGCUCCGCGCCGGGAUCUGCUCCGGGAUCCGCACCGGGAUCCGCUCCGGGAUCCGUCCGGGACGACGAGGACCAAGACGAUCACGACACGACCGCUGCCAGCGACCAGCGGGACGGCUUGGAGAUCGUGCCACUCAGGGAGGACACUGCAUCUGGUGGUGCUAAUAUUCUUACAGAUAAAGUAAUGAGCCGUCAACCGUCAACAACGGAGUAUUUACCUGGAAUGCUGCAUACGGCGAGUCCCGCAAACUUGUUGCCGGCGUUCCCGAGCUGGUCGCUAGUGUGUCUCGGGCCUUCGUCCCUCUACUCGCAUAGUUUGGGUCUGCCCGAGCAUUUGCAGCCCGGCUUCUUGCCGCACACAAAUUAUCUUCUGCCCUGGGACUGCUCAGUGAGAAUGGAACAAGCGAGUGCGUGGCGAGCAUCCCGCGGACGUGGCAAAGGAAUGCCACCACACCACCUUACUGUCAAGAUAUUUAUUGGAUUCGAGUAUGAGUGCCCAAGAGGACAUAGGUUCAUGAUGUCGUCCCCAGAGGGCGCGCUGAGCGGUGGCGGUGGUGCAGGCGCUGCGGGUGCAGGUGCAGGUGUCGGCGGCGGUGGUGGCGGCGGGUGGGCGCGCGAGGCGGCGGCUGGCGCGCGGCUGGCGGGCGCGGCGUUGCCGGUGCGCGCCGCCUGCUUGUGCCGCGCCGCGCCGCGCGCCCCGCACCACGCGCACCACCCGCACCACUCCCAUCACACGCUCACACACAUGGCGCACCUCGCACGAGUGCACGUCGUCACACCCAAGGCGCCAGUGCACGUCACACUCGAUCCCAAGGUGCAACCGGUUAAGGGCGGACCGAUCUUCAUCCCGCGUCCCGUGGGCGAGCCGCCGCUGAAGCUAAGCGCGUCCGCCUACUGGGUGCUGCGGCUGCCCUACGUGUACUGGGACGAGCGCGGGCCGCUCCCCCGCCCGCGUCCCUCUCCCUCCCCCUCCGCCCCGCCCUCCCCCACGCAGUGGGGCUGCCUGCUGCCGCCGCUCUUCGGCCUGCAGGACUAG
Molecule: messenger RNA, 2670 nt
Organism: Parnassius apollo (apollo)
Lineage: Eukaryota; Metazoa; Arthropoda; Insecta; Lepidoptera; Papilionidae
Source: the annotation of a GenBank genome assembly